Molecule: messenger RNA, 1265 nt
Organism: Vigna radiata var. radiata (mung bean)
Lineage: Eukaryota; Viridiplantae; Streptophyta; Magnoliopsida; Fabales; Fabaceae
Product: LOB domain-containing protein 37
Exons: 2
Coding region: 226-945 (239 amino acids)
Biological process (GO): regulation of gene expression
Source: RefSeq, a predicted model, not a curated record
UUAAUUCCCAACUCUCUUCUCUCUCGCUCCUCCCGUCACGUUAACGUUUAUUUAUACCCCAACUGCACCCCGACUCAACUUCCAUUAUCCGCCUCUCCGUCUUCCUUUCCCGUUAAUCCUUGUCUUCCUCUGCUUUGCCUUCCAUGUGAGGCUGAUUCUGCAGAGUUCACAAAGCAAAAACACACACACACCACUCUCUUACUUUCUUUCUUUCCAUAGGGAGGCAUGAGUUGCAACGGGUGCCGCGUCCUUCGAAAGGGUUGCAGCGAGUCUUGUAUCCUGCGGCCGUGUCUACAGUGGAUCGAUACUCCGGAAGCCCAAGGUCAUGCCACUGUCUUUGUUGCCAAAUUCUUCGGUCGUGCUGACCUCAUGUCUUUCAUUUCCAACGUCCCUGAAGCCCAAAGGCCCGCUCUGUUUCAGUCUCUGCUGUUUGAAGCUUGCGGACGAACGGUGAAUCCCGUCAACGGUGCUGUUGGCCUUUUAUGGACUGGAAACUGGCACGUGUGCCAGGCUGCGGUUGAGACGGUGCUGCGUGGAGGUACUGUCAGGCCGGUGCCGGAGCUUCUAGGCCUUGACGCUCCCACUCCGGACGACGCGUCCGAAGGCGAAGUUACCUGUAACGACAAAUGGAGGGUCCGAGAUCCGAACCCGAGUUUCCGGUUGCCUGGUUCGAUGUCCGAUAAGGCUGCUUCCGGAGGUAAACGCAAACGAUUGGAAGAGCUUGCAAAGCUGCAGACGGCCACCACUGAUCUCAAUCUCCGUUUGACACCGAGUUUCCUGCAGAACGCGGCGAGCUUCGGUUGCCGACAGGAAAUUCGAUGGCCGAGAUCGCCGUCGAUCAACUCGGAGGAGUCCGGGACAACUACGGCGGCGUGCUUGGAAAGCGGGAUCGGAGAUCACUACGCUCCCGACGGAGGCCGGAAAGUGUUAAACCUGUUCAUUUGAGAGCUUUCUCUCUCCUCUCUCUAUGAGAUUCGUGUUUGAGGGGUUCUCGCUCAGGCGUCCUUUUUCCCUCUUUUUAUCUCUUUUAUUUAGAGAAGAGGUUUUCCCGGAAUUGAAUCCGGUGAGAUUUUGUUAGAACACCGGCACAGGAUUUUUCUCUCUGUCGUUCUUUGUAGACGGACAUGCAGGGAGAGAAAGAUGAGGGUUCGUCGGUGAUAAAUUUUCCUUAUCUUCUUUUCCUUUUUUUUGUUUUGUUCUAUCAAAAGUGUUAUGAAGAAUAUUAAUUAUCAAAUAAUUAAAUACAUAUUUGGUGUUUUUCGUGA